UGUCGAACUUAAAUGUCAUUUUUUCCGAUACACCCUCAAGCCUAUCUUCCGAUGAAUUCCACCGUCGCCAAGAAAUUCAAUGGCGACUUGCCCAAGAAUACUUGACGCCUUCAAUAGAUCCAUCCGCCUGCAAGGAAGAGCUUCUUAGAAGCUCUGGGCUCCUCGACUUCCUCGAUUCAACCAGACCUAAAGCCAAUCGGAUGCUACAAGGGUUUCCCGGCCAUCUCUUUCUCGGAUGACGAGGUACGAAUUUUAUCAGCCCCUUACCAGUUUGCGUUAGUGGGUCGCUUCUCAAAUUCAAGACCACCAUUGGACAUCAUCCGCAAAAGUUUUGAGAAAAUUGGAUUUACUCCAGGUUUCUCCAUCGGUCUCUUAGCCCCUUCCAUUAUACUUAUAAAUUUUUCAUCCCCAACUGAAUAUCAACGUUGCUUCUCGAGACGCCUGUGGAAAAUUCAUGGAUCUCAAAUGACUUUGUCAAAAUGGAGUCCAGACUUCCAUGCCGAUCACGAAAAUCCAGUCUUCCCGGUAUGGGUCAGUCUUAUUCAUUUACCUAUCCAUCUCCACGAAGCCAAAGCUCUCCAUUGUCUAGCAAGGGCACUUGGUAACCCAUUGAUGAUGGAUGCCUCAGCAACCGCCAAAACCAGGCCCUCCAUAGCUAGGUUUUGUGUUGAAAUAGACAUCUCCAAAGAACUCACGAAGAAAAUUUUGAUCGAAAAUGGUGGGAUGGGUUUCUUCCAAGAGAUAACCUAUGAAAACCUGCCUGAAUUUUGCCGUCAAUGUCGGAAAAGUGGCCACUCCACCAGAAACUGUUGUGGGAAAGAAAAAAGACAAGAAGAAGACUCUAACAACAAAGUGCAACGAGAUGCAAUUCUAAAAACACCAACAUGUGACUUUGGGAGGGCAAAUCGGAAUCUGGCCCUAGUAAAAAAGUUACUCCGUACUAAGUUAGAAGCGUAUGGAGCUGUCCAGACAACUAAAGAGGACAAAACUCCUGCAAAUACUACAGAGGAGGCUGCGAAAGAUGAUGGGCUCCAAGGCCCUUACCCCCCUCCUGAUUUGGGACCCAUUUUUGAUAUCAAACAACCACCUACAUGUGGAUUGGUCCCCAAUUCAGGUACGAAUAGAACUGACCAAAACAUAAUGUGUCAAGAUUUGGGUCAUAAGAACUCUGAGGUGGACAUAGUUGUUUCGUCUCCAUCCCCGAAGGGAGAUGAACUUGCAACUUAAGGUCUGGACAGUAUCCUUACUGCCACUCCUUGCAAUAGGGAUACUCCCAAAACUCCAUAUAGCAAUUCUCAAAAUGUUGUUCAAACUGAUGACCAAAAUGAUACUCACAAAAGGGAUAAUCAAUCCCCUUGUCCUUCAUCGGAGGUUAACUUAACAGUAAAGAGGCACACUAAGGAAGUCAUUGUUGAGGUGGAUGGUUAGUUAUUCAUCACCGAAGUUUAUGAUGAUGAGAGUUCCCGGAUUAAAGCUGCAGCAAAUCCAAAUGAGGUUUGUGAGUCUAUCACUGCUGGUGUGCACUCAGAUCAGAUCUCUGAGCCAUCUAAUGAGCCGAAAUCUGAGGUAUCUUUGGAGCCUAUUACUGUUAUUAAUGAGGAGGUAGGGUUGCCGCUAAUAGACUCAAAGGUAAUAUCAUCAAACAAUGUGGAAGAUGGGAUGCCAGCGACACCUAGAUUCGAUUAUGAAGAGUAUCAAUACGAAGGGGAUUUCACGCUAGUUAAAAGGAAAAACCGUAAUUGCUUGGCGGUUCCUGAGUUAACCAUCCAAACACGAAGUUGCUAUCAAAGACGAGGUCGUGGUAGGAGAUGACGUGGUCAAGCCUACUAAGUCACAAAAGUUCAAACCCACGGGAAUGUAGUUUACGUUUGGCUUUGGUGCUGCGUCCCUUUUCUAGCUCUUUUCUGUUUGUCUUGUUUUGACUACCACUUUCGGGUAGUCCCUCCUUUGUAUCCUUUCAUUUUUCAUUAAUAAAAAACCCUUUCCAUU
Messenger RNA from Cuscuta campestris, 1989 nucleotides. The record is from the annotation of a GenBank genome assembly. Lineage: Eukaryota; Viridiplantae; Streptophyta; Magnoliopsida; Solanales; Convolvulaceae.